Messenger RNA from Plasmodium gaboni, 5062 nucleotides. Its product is annotated as putative microtubule and actin binding protein. Lineage: Eukaryota; Apicomplexa; Aconoidasida; Haemosporida; Plasmodiidae. The transcript is spliced from 2 exons. The record is from RefSeq and is a predicted model, not a curated record. The annotation marks the transcript as partial.
AUGGGAUUUCAUAACGUUGAAAAUAUAUCAGAUAUUAAGAAAUUAAAGACAUUAAAAAACGAUCAACAAAAUGUAAAUAAUUUCUCACGAAUAUGCAAUGAUAAUAUAACAUUGUGUGUAAGUAAUUCAAAUCAACUUUAUUUAUAUAAUAAGUCCAUUGAUAUUUGUGAUAAUAAAAAAAAAAAAAAAAAAAAAAAAAAAAAAAAAUUUAUAUCACAUAAUUAUAAAAAUGAAAUAGUAAAUUUAAUAAACCAUGAUAACAAUAAUAUUUAUCAAGAUCAAUCACAUAAAUGUAUACUCCAUAUGAAUAGUGACGACUUAUAUGUAUCUCCUAAUAAUAAUGAGCAAAAAAAAUUAUAUCAAGAGGAUAUUCAUAUAAUAAAUGAAAAAUCACUAUUACAAACACAAGAAAUAAUAGAAAAAAAUGGUAGACAAGAUAUUAUAAAUACAAAUAAUCAAAAUGUAAUGCUAGAAAUACAAGAUGAUGAAGAAACUAAUUUAAUACGAAAUAUCGAAAAGGAUAUCGAACCAACUAUCUUUUCAGGCUUAUCAACAUCCUGUGCGUUAGAUAAAGAGAAAUAUUUAUAUCAUUCAAAUGAUAUAAGUGAUGUUAAUUAUGUCUGCCAAGAUGAAAUACAUAGUUUAAUUUCUCCUGACGAAGAAAAAAAAAAUACUCUCCAGAGUUUAUCAAACCAAAAUUUGGAAAUGGAAUAUCAAUUAAAUUCAAAUGAUGAAGAUGGAUAUAUAAUAGACAAUGAUGAGGACGACCAUAAUAAGGAAAAUGUCAAAGAAAAUAAAAAAAAAAAUAAUAAGGAAAAUAACAAAGAAAAUAAAAAAAAAAAUAAUAAGGAAAAUAAUAGUGAUAAUAAUAGUUAUAAUAAUAGUUAUAAUAAUAGUUAUAAUAAUAGUUAUAAUAAUAGUUAUAAUAAUAGUUAUAAUAAUAGUUAUAAUAAUAGUCAUAUUAAUAGUCAUAUUAAUAGUCAUAAUAAUAGUCAUAAUAAUAGUCAUAACAAUAGUGAUAACAAUAGUGAUAACAAUAGUGAUGAUGAUAAAGAAAUUAAGAAUAUAUUAAAUGUAUUAAAUAAUUUAAGAAAUUAUAAAUUUCAUGAUACAGAUAAUUUAGACAAUGAUGAGAAUUAUGAAUCCUUUGAUAAUCAUCCUGAUGUUUAUAAAAUAUCAAAUAAUAAUAUGGAUGAAGACGAUAAAGAUAAUACAAACGAUAUGAAUAAUAUUUAUCAUGAUCAAAAUAUACCUUUUCUAAAAAAUGAAUAUACAUAUGAUAAUGUUCUCUCUAAGGAAGAUAAAGAAAAUAUCGAUUUACAAAAAAUAAAAGAUAAAUAUGAAAAGUUUGCCCUCAAUCUUAAUCACGAAAUGGAUGAUAAUAAUAAUAAUAAUAAUAUGUUAAGUCAACCAAAUUAUAAUACAGACAAUAAUAAAAAUGAUGUAUGUCAACAGAAAGAAAAAAAUCAACUUCAUUAUGAAACAUCACAAGAAGAAAAAAAAAUUAUUUUUAAUGAAAUAGUAAAUUCAAAUAAAUGCACAUAUCAACAAGUAGACAACAAAAAAAAUGAUACUAUAAAUACACAUAUAUAUUCUUCAACAAAUGGUAAUAAUCAUAAAUAUAAUUCUGAUCAAGAUUUAAUAAAUUAUAAAAAUAAUAUAAAUUGUGUAAAAAAUAAGGAAGUAAAUAUAAUCAAUGAUAAAAUAAAAUAUAAUAUAAAUGAUAAUACAAAUGAUAAUAUAAAUGAUUAUAUUAACAUUUAUAAACAAACACAAAAUACUUAUCAUGAUAUUAAUCAAGAACAUAUCAAACAAUCCAAUAUUUAUAAUGAAGAACAAAAUAAAGAAUUAGAUCAUUUUAGUAAAAUAAAAGAGGAACUAGCCAUAUGUUCCAAUAAUUCGUCUAAAAAUUCUGAACAAGUCAGGAAAAAAAAAUUAUUAAAAGAAAAUAUGAACAAUUUGAAUAAUGUUAAUAAAAAUGAUGAGACAAAUAUGAUAUAUGAUAAUAAAGAAAUUGUAUUGGAAAAAGAAAAUGGAUAUAUUAAUACAUAUAAUAAUAAUAAUAUAUAUAGUAAUAAUAAUAAUAAUAUAUAUAGUAAUAACAAUAUAUAUAAUAAUUGUAAUAAUUAUGAUGUGUGUGCAAAAUCAAAUAUCAUGAAUGUCAAUUUAGAGAACUAUAAUAUAAUUGACACCACUAAAUAUAUUUUUCAGGAGAAUAAUAAAGACAUAUCUAAUGAUAUAAAGAAUGACAUUAAAAAUAUAAAUUUACAGAAAGAAGACGACUUUGAAUUUGAUUCGUAUCUAAAUAAAUUAAAUAAUUUGAAAAGUAUGCUUCAUGAAAAUGAGAGCGAUAGCGACAAUUAUGAUGAUGAAAAUGAAGAUACAAAUUUAGAAGAAAGCAAUGAUAUUACAGAUGAAGAAGGAAAGAUAAAUGAUGUAGAUUAUGAUAAAGAAUUAAGUAUUGAUAUGGAUGCGGACGUAGAUAUUGAUGUAAAUGUAGAUGUGGAUGAUCAAAGUAGUAAUAAAAAUAUGUACAAUGAAAAAAAGAAGAAAGAAAAAAGGGAUGACAUAAAAAUGAAACAAAAUGAAAGGAAAGAAAGCAAAGAAAGAAAAAAUAAAAAUAACAAUAAUAAAAAUAAUAAUAAUAAUAAUAAUAAUAAUAAUAAUAAUAAUAAUAAAAAUGACGAUGAUUAUAUUGAUAAUAAUAAUAACAAUAUGAUCGUUGAAUAUAUCAACAGUGAUGAUAAUACAUACAACCAAGCAGACAUUCAAUAUUCAAAUUAUACACCUAACAAUUAUAAUGUAUUAGAUAAAUUUACAAGUGAUAAACAGCCAAAUAAUAAUAAAAAAAAAAAUAAUUAUUAUUAUUAUAAGCCUGAACAUAUUUUAUUGCUAGAAAAAAAAAAUAAAGGUCUAAAUAAACAAGUGAAAUAUUUAGAAAAACAAAUAUUGAUACAGAAGAAAAAAGAAAUGAUCUUUUUUAAAAAUAAAGAGAAAUACAAAAAGAAAAAGAUAUCUCUAAUUAAUGAAUAUGAAAAAAAACUUGACAACAUAAUUAUAGAUUUCAACAAGCUUAAAGAAAACUGUAUAAAUAAAGAAAAGAAGCUAGCCAAAAUGGAAGAUAUAACAAAAUAUAUAAAUGAACAAUUCUCAAUAAGCAAAAUACAAUUUGAAAAUAAAAUGAAUGAAUAUGUAAUAUUUUUAAAAAAAAAAGAUUCAGAAAUAUAUAUGUUAAAAGAAUUAAUAAAAGAAAAGGAAAAAACGAUAUUAUAUAAUGACAAUAUAUUAAAACAAUAUAAAAAAGAUGUAGAUGAUAUAUUAAAAGACAAUAUAGACAAAAUUGAUGAUAUAAAAAAAAAACUGAAAACACAAGAAGAUAUAAUAUCUCAAAAAGAUAGACAAAUACUAAUGUUAGAAAAUAAUUUAAAAAUAGGAACAGACAAAAUUAAUAAAUUUGAUAACGAAAUACAAAAAUUACAAUAUAAAAUAAAUAUACAUAUAGAAAAAGAAACAGAACUAAAAAAAACAAAUGAUAUAGAAAAAGAAAAAAAUAGUAAACUAUCAAAUCAGUUAGAUAUUUUAAAUAAAGAAAAUAAUAAUUUACACAACAAAAUUGAAGUGUUAUUAAAAAAUGAAAAAGAAAUUAGUACAGAGAAUAUUAAAUUAAUUGAAACAAAUAAAACUUUAUUCAUUGAAAAUGAAAAAUUAUCAAACGAUAUAAAAAAUAUAUUAAAUGAAAAAGAAAAAAUAGAAGAUAAUUAUAAUAAAAUUAAUAAUGAAAAUAUUAAAAUAGUAGAAGAACUUCAAUCAUAUAAAGAAAUAAAAGAAAAACAAAUAAACGAAAUAACACAAAUCAAAGAACAAAUACAUAACCUAGAUAAACAUAUUUCUCAAUUACAAAUAGAAAAAAAUAAUUUGGAAGAAUCCUAUAUAAAAGAAAAAAAUGAAAAUGAAAAAAUAUCAAAUAUAUUAGAAGAAAAAUCGAAACAAUUAUCUACUUAUGAAAUUAAUAAAAAUAUAAAUGAACUAAAAAUUGAAGAACUAGAAAAAGAUAAAGAAAAUAUACUCCUAACAACAAAAAAUGAAAUUAAUAAUAUAAAACAAGAAUAUAAAACUCUACAACAACAUUUAGAAGAAACAAAUGUAUUAUAUGAAAAAGAAAAGCUAGCUAUAGAUACGAUUACUAAAGAAAAAAAUAAUAUUAUUAAUGAAUCUGAUAAAAUAAAAAAUAAAAAUAAAAAACUUAAUAACAAAUUAAAAGAAAAUCAAAUCAAUUAUGAAAACACAUUAAAUAAUAUAAAAAAAGAAAAUCAACAAAUUAUAGAAACAGAAAAAAAAAAUUUUACACAAAAAGUUCAAUCAUUAGAACAUGCAUUCAAACAAUCUUAUAAUCAGUUAAAAGAUCAAAAUGAAGACUUACAAAAACAAAUAAAACAAUUAAAAAAUGUAAAUGAAGAUAUUAAAACAAAUUCUAAAAAUCUUAAAAAUGUAAAUGACCUCUUAAUUAAAGAAACCAAAAAUUAUUCAGAAGAAAAAGAAAAAUUUAUUAAAGGAUUAAAAAAUAUUAAACAAGCAUAUAUCAAAUUAAAAAAUGAAAAUCAACAAUUAAAAACAAAUGCUUUUGAAUAUAUCAAAAAAGAAGUACAAGAAAAUUAUGUUACUCUCACUGUUCAUAAUAAUCUAUUAAAUGAACAAAAAAAAUUACAAGUAGAAAUUGAUAUACUCAAAUCUCAAAUAGACCAAAAACAAAAUAUUAUAAAUAAUAUGAAUGAACAAAUUUCAGAUGCUAAUCAUAAAAUUUCAUCUAUAAAUAAAGAAAACGAGGAACUAAACACAACCAUAAAAAUCAAAAAUAAAAUAACUGAAGAUGUAAAUUUAAGUGUCGAGAAAUUGAAGACUGAACUGAACUCUAAAGAUGACGAAGUAAAAAAAAAGACAAUCGAAAUUAAACAAAAAGAAAGAGAAUAUAAAAAAUUAUUAGAAGAUUAUAAAACAGAAAAAAAAAAUCUAGUAACAAAAUAUGAAAAGGAAUUGGAUUCUUAUAUGACUAAAUAUGAAUUUG